Molecule: messenger RNA, 1409 nt
Organism: Ziziphus jujuba (common jujube)
Lineage: Eukaryota; Viridiplantae; Streptophyta; Magnoliopsida; Rosales; Rhamnaceae
Product: WUSCHEL-related homeobox 3
Exons: 2
Coding region: 499-1176 (225 amino acids)
Biological process (GO): plant organ development
Molecular function (GO): DNA binding; DNA-binding transcription factor activity
Source: RefSeq, a predicted model, not a curated record
CACUCUUUCUCUUCCCUCUACCAAUCUUCUCUCUACCUUCCAGAUUCUCUCUCUCUCUCUCUCUCUCUCUCUCAUACACUCUCUUUCUCUCUCUCUAUACACACACACACACACACAUACAUAUAUAUAUAUAUAUAUUAUUAAUCUCUGUGUGUAUGUGCAUGGCUAAAAGACUGUAAACCUUCACUUGAAUGCCCCUCAGAGGGAGACAUCAGCAUGACAACUUGCACUAGUACUUUUUCUCCUCUUUUUUAACCUCACCCUUCUUUCUCUCUUUUUUUUUUCUGCUCUCUCUUCUCUCUCUCUCUCUUCCUUCUCUUUGUCUCUCACUCCCACUUUAUAUCCACUGUAUCUUUUUCUCUCUAUCCCUCUAUUUAUACCUUCCUUUCCUUCCCCCAAAAACCCCCACUUAGCUUACUUCACUAGCUUUUUCCUUUGAAUUUUUUUUUUUAACUCAUUUUUUUUCGAAAAACACUUUGAACUCAGAGAGGGCAAAAAAUGUCUCCAGCUGCUAAUUCAUCAUCACCAUCGUCAUCAACAUCAUCUAGAUGGUGUCCAACUCCAGAGCAGCUGAUGAUCCUUGAAGAAAUGUACAGAGCUGGAACAAGAACUCCCAAUGCUUCUCAAAUCCAACAGAUCACUGCCCAUCUCUCUUUCUAUGGAAAAAUUGAGGGUAAGAAUGUUUUCUACUGGUUUCAGAACCACAAAGCCAGAGACAGACAGAAGCUUAGGAGGAAGAUUUAUAAGCAGCUUCAGCAGCAGCAAUUGCUUCAUCAUCACCAGAACCACCAUUUUCUUGGUUACUCUGAAUCUCCCUCUGCUCCUGCUGCUUUUCAACAGCUUGCUUGUUAUAACUCACCAGUAUCCCACAUUCCCCAGGUUGGAGUAGAAGAAGCAUCGCCGCAGUUGAUGAACUACCCGUGGAAGGUGGAAAUAGCAGAGAGGAUUGAGAUGGAGAAGACCAUGAUGAGAAUGUACGGCCGUGAUUGGAUGAUGAUGAUGGAUGUGGGCCCACCUUCUUCUUCAGCAUGUUGCAGUGGUAAUGGUAAUAGUAGCAGCAGACCUCUCAAGACCUUACAACUCUUUCCCAUCACUGCCACUAAUCUCAGAGAAGAAGAAGAGUGUACAAGAUUGUCCUCUAAGCAUCUCAACCCCACCAACUCAAAAUCCAUAUGAUCACUGCAUUCUCUCUCUCUUUCUAGGAUAUAUACUAAACCUAUAUCUAUAUGUGUAGGUUUUUGAAGUGUAAUAUCCAUAACUUUUUUUUUUUUUUUUCCUGGGGUUCUGUUAUUUGUCUAUGUUUGUGGUUAUAGGUUGAGAAAGAUCUUAAGUGUCUAAUGAGUAAUAGGUGUACUGGUUUCUACAGUCUUAUUACUACACCUAGUUAAUGAAUGCCUUUUUUAUUUUCU